AUACACAACGCAUCACAGAUGAAACUUAACCAACCAAAUAAUGAAUCAAGUUAAUGUUAACGAAAUUUUACUUUUUAGGUUACAUAGCAGUUGCACAUAACUGCAAGUUAUUGUUAUGCAAAUGCAAUGGAUUACGAACGUGAUCGCGUGAAUAGAUUCGUCUCAAGGAAUACUAAAAUAAUUAUAGGGCUAUUAGUUUUCGCGAUAAUAGCCGGGAUACUGCAAGGGGUUGGUUAUGCCACACCAGGUUGGUUGGUCUUUUCAGGGACGAGUGACAGUAAUGUGUCUUUUUCUGUCGGCAUGGGGUUUUGGUAUCAAAGAUUUUGUACAGAUAGUUGUGAAAUUGGACAUAUGAACAGCGCAUUAUUCUGGUCAAAAGAUGAUAAAAAAGAAUUCGAUACAUAUAAACUGAUAGCGACUUUGGCAGUUGUGAGCAGUAUUUCCGUUCCUAUCACGUUGCCUAUUUAUCUAAGGAAGAUUCGGCUUCAAGGGGACAUAACAUCAAUGGCGACUACAAAUGUGCUUUUUUCCAUUGUUGCUGGUGUUCUUGCACUGGUAGUAGUUGGUAAAACAGCAAGUGAUGUACACGCUGAAUAUGAAUUAUGGGUUGAAACGGAGAAAGAUACAGAUUUCAAGCUUGGCUUUCUUUACUCUGCAAUGUUGAUGGGACUAGGAGGAACUUUGAACGUAUUGAUAUUCAUUGCGUUGUGUGUUCAGAUUUACUACAGAAAGAGGGACAUAAAUGAAUCUGAUAGAGAGGAUGAAUCUGUCGGCAUGACGUAAGAACCAAAAGAAAGAACAUUCUCUCAAUUAACGCAAUAGUGAAAUUUGUAAUACUACGUACAGCCUUAAGAGAGUUAAGUUUCAACACUUACAGGUACAAGUAAAGGGUUUCUUUGUUAGACAUUUGACAUUUGCAAUGUACAUGUUUCUGAAUUAAAAUGAACCGAAAUGUUCCACGAGUUAACAAAAUAGAGAAAACGGGAUCACUAAAGAACGCCAAAACGACAAAAUUGAAAAUGUUGCAGGCUCGGUUUGAUUGAGCUUGUUCAUGGAUGGUACUGGAAAGUGCAAGUUACCGUCCGCGCCCCACUAGCACCGGCUUAAACAGAAAACAAGAAGCUGUCUUGUAUUGAUUUUAUGUUUUGAAUCGGUUAUACAGAUGUUUUUGACGUAAAAAAUAGUAAAAAGCAACUAAAGACUGUUUCAUUCUGUCAGAACACAAUAUACGUAUCAUUAUACUAUUUUAGAUAAAUGAGGCGUGUCAUGACAAAACCAACAUAGUGCGUUUGCGACCAGCAUGGAUCCAGACCAGCCUGCGCA
Molecule: messenger RNA, 1323 nt
Organism: Ruditapes philippinarum (Manila clam)
Lineage: Eukaryota; Metazoa; Mollusca; Bivalvia; Venerida; Veneridae
Exons: 3
Coding region: 127-783 (218 amino acids)
Source: RefSeq, a predicted model, not a curated record